This is a messenger RNA of Lotus japonicus, 880 nucleotides long. Its product is annotated as preprotein translocase subunit SECE1. Bases 132 to 620 code for a protein of 162 amino acids. NCBI's taxonomy places the organism in Eukaryota, Viridiplantae, Streptophyta, Magnoliopsida, Fabales, Fabaceae. The record is from RefSeq and is a predicted model, not a curated record. The transcript has a single exon. Gene Ontology annotation, cellular component: chloroplast thylakoid membrane.
CUUUUUCCCAAUACUAGUUGGGUUGAAGAGGUGUAUUUUGAAGGCCUAGUUGAAAUAAUACUAGAGCAGGGUGUGAGAGAGUGUCCAUGUGAGUGAAUGUUAUCCAGAAACGAAACCAUUCAUAAUCGUUGAUGGCGCUUCUGCACGCUAAGCCAUUUAACCUCUUACCACCCUUCUCAUCAUCAUCAUCAUCAUCAUCAUCAUCAUCAUCAUCAUCAUGUCCUCCUCCAUCUCUCACUCUCACAACUUCCCGAACCCCAAAACCUCAAUCUCUCGCUCUCACUCCACUUCCGAUGAGGCGCCGGAUGCCGGUUCCCGGCGUCGUCGAGGAAAACCAGCAGAGCACUGAACCCGAACCCGAGUCCGAACUGGCGUCGGAAUUGAAGAAGGCGAUGCAGGAGAGGAAAGAUAAAGAAGGCGGUGACAACUUCUGGAACGGAGUGGCACAAGAGAUAAACGAGAUCGAGUGGCCCGCGUUUGGGAAGGUGUUGGGUACCACCGGCGUUGUCCUCAGCGUUAUCUUCGGUUCCAGCGUCGUUUUGCUCACUGUCAAUGCCGUUUUGGCUGAGCUUUCUGAUAAGGCUUUUGCCGGCAAAGGGAUUCAGGAUUUCUUCACCUGAACAAACACCUACCAUUUUAUUAAUUAGUGAUGUACUAUCUUGUAAUGGUAGAUUCAUGUGUCAUUUGUUGAAUUCUUACUGUGAAUCAAAUGUUGAAGAAUGAAGUGGAUCCCAAACUACUACCACCAAUGUUGGUCCUUUUAGAAAUGUUUAUGCAACUUUGUCUGCACUUUCUGCAAUUGAAGAAAUUAGGGAAAAUGAACAUCACUGUAAUAUUUAUCACCUCUAUAGUCUAUAUAAUUAGUUCAUUGUAGCCUUCA